AUGUGUCAGAAGUGGACGGCAAUGUUUCUAUUUCGUAUGUUGCAGGCGGCCUGGAAUGGCUGUCCCCGCUGCCUGCUGGCAACCACCUUUACUUGGCCGCUUCAUGUGCGGUGUCUGGACUAUGUGCAUCAGCAAGUGCCACAGGAGAACAACCUCGCCUGUAUUCCGUGUGUUGCAGGCAGCCUGGAGUGGCUGUCCAGCGGCUCCCCGCGGCCUCUCAGCCUGCUGGCCCCCGGCAACACGACCGCCGCCACUGUAGCGCCGCUGCACGUACCGCUGACUGCCCAGCAGUGCGUGGACCAGGCGCGCCGCCACGUGUCGCAGGCCGAGCUGCUGGACAGGGGGCGCCCGCUGGCCAGCGAGUUCGAGCUGGUCGCCUUCUCGCACUUCACGCUGAGCCGCGUCUACCCCGUCGAGCUGGCGCUCGGGAAGCGCGUCGUCGAGAAGCCCAUCGGCUUCCGCAAGCUGGACCUCCUGGAGGCUCUUAUGCAGGCCCUGGAGACUCUGAACAGCAGCAGCGGCGGCGGCGGUGGGGAGCGCUUCUCGCUGUCGGACUUCAGCGAGGGCGUGUACCGCACCGAGCCCACGACGGGCACGCAGUACGAGCUGGUGUUCCGCGGCCCCGGAGGCGGGGGCGGGAGGCGCGUGACGCUGGCGCGGCCGCUGCUGGCGCCGCUGGUGGUGGGGGUGGAGCGGCUGGCGGCCCCCCGGGGGCGGCCCACCGUGCACGUGCUGCUGCCGCUGGCCCCGGGGCCCGCCGCACACUUCCGCGCCUUCAUGGACAAGUUCGUGCGCAUCGCGCUCAAGAACGACCGCAGGGUGCAGCUGACGGUGGUGUUCUUCGGCGAGGAUGGCCUGGCCGAGGCGCGGUCGGCCAUGUCUCGCGCGCUGUCGCUCUCACCCCGCGGCGGGCCGCCAGACCAGCUGCGGCUGCUGGCGCUCAACGAGUCCUUCUCCAGGAGCCGCGGGCUGCGCGUCGCCGCCGACAGGGCCGCCGCCGCCCCCGGGGACGCGCUGCUCUUCCUCUGCGACGUCCACCUCGUCUUCAGCGCCAGGUUCCUCGACCGCUGCCGCUGGAACGCCCAGCCGGGCAAGAAGGUGUACUACCCGAUCGUGUUCAGCCUGUACAACCCGCACGUGGUGUACACCCUGCAGGGCCGGCCGCUGCCCCCGGAGGCCGAGCAGCUCGUCAUCUCCAGAGACACCGGCUUCUGGCAGGACGCAGACUUCGCCACCUCCUGCCAGUACAGGUCUGACUUCCUGAAGGCGUCCACCCCGGCGGAGGAGCCACCCGGCUGGGGUGGGGAGGGCGUGUCGCUGUACCGACGCCACGUGCGAUCGCCCGCCAAGGUGGUGCGCGCCACGGACCCCGGCAUCUUCCGCCUGUGGCACCCCAAGGAGUGCAGUCGGCGGCUGCCCGCGGAACAGCUGCGAGCCUGCCUGAGGAUGCGCGCCCUCACCGAAGCGUCGCACGCGCAGCUGGGGCUGCUCGCCUUCCGCGACGAGUCGCGUCACGCCUGA
Molecule: messenger RNA, 1521 nt
Organism: Schistocerca piceifrons (Central American locust)
Lineage: Eukaryota; Metazoa; Arthropoda; Insecta; Orthoptera; Acrididae
Product: chondroitin sulfate N-acetylgalactosaminyltransferase 2-like
Exons: 6
Coding region: 1-1521 (506 amino acids)
Cellular component (GO): Golgi cisterna membrane
Molecular function (GO): glucuronosyl-N-acetylgalactosaminyl-proteoglycan 4-beta-N-acetylgalactosaminyltransferase activity
Source: RefSeq, a predicted model, not a curated record